Messenger RNA from Centruroides sculpturatus (bark scorpion), 3684 nucleotides. Its product is annotated as patched domain-containing protein 3-like. Lineage: Eukaryota; Metazoa; Arthropoda; Arachnida; Scorpiones; Buthidae. Bases 81 to 2618 code for a protein of 845 amino acids. The transcript is spliced from 4 exons. The record is from RefSeq and is a predicted model, not a curated record. Gene Ontology annotation, cellular component: membrane.
UAUAAAUGUAUUAUAUUCCGUCUACAAGCGAAAUAUAAUCAUUGAAAGAUUAUUUUGCAAAGACACGUCGAAGCUGAAGAAUGAAACUGGAUUGCGUAAGAAAAAUCAUUUGUUAUGUGUUUAAAAAGUUAGGAAAAACAGUUGCACAACAUCCAUAUUACUUUAUACUUCUACCUGUAAUUCUGUCUAUUACGCUAUCGAUAUUUCUCAAAGAAUUAAAAUCCAGUAAGACGUUCAAUAACAUAAUAAUUUCGGAUACAGGAAAAGUUUUUAGCAAUAAGAAAUAUAUAGAAAAUACUUUUUCGUAUAAUUCAUCUGAAUUUUCUGAUCAAUUGAGACGUCCUGAUUUGCCCAAUUGUCUGAUGAUACACAUUUUAAAACAAGAUGAAGGAAACAUGUUUAGUAAAAAUGUUCUUUCAGAAGUUAAAUUAGUCGAUGAAAUCAUACAAAACACAUCAUUAAAAACUGAUGGGAAAUUAAUACAAUAUCAAGAUCUCUGCACACACAUGCACAAAAAAUGCUUUCAAAAUCCUAUUAUUGAAAUAAUAACAGAUGCUGGAAUAGAUACUAUACUUCAAAAGAGAAUAAAGCUUAAAUAUCCUGUCGAUAUCGAUUACUUAACUUUCAGAUAUAAGGCCUACUUUAUAAAUUUAGGAGGUGUUACAGAAGAUAAUGAAAACUUCGUGGAGAAAGUAAAUGCGAUUGCGUUAAUAUACCUGACUGAUGAUAAAAAUGAAAUUAAAAAGAAAUUGUUCAAUAAAUGGUCCACUCAUGUUUGUGACAUAAUACUAAAGUAUCAUUUUACAUAUAUCAAAGUCGUUCCAAAUUCUCUAUUAGCUAUAGAUGAAGAGUUUCAGAAAGAAUUUAAUAAAACGAAACCUAAAGUCGGAGGUUUGGUCGCAUUUAUAAUUAUACUUUCGAUAUUUUUCAAUAUGAGCAAUAAAUGGUUGAGGAGCAAACCUCUUCUUGGUUUAGCAAGUGUAAUAAACGCUGGUUUGGCUGUUGUAUCAUCAUUUGGAUUAAUGGAAGUCUUGGGUGUAGAAAACACGUACUGGAAUGUCAUCAUUCCGUUUUUAAUUCUUGUGACCGAGAUAGAUGAUGCCUUCGUAUUAAUAGCAUGUUGGAGAAUAACUGAUUUUAAACAUACAGUUGAGAAACGCAUGGAAAUAACAUAUUGUGAAGCAGGAGUUUCCAUUACAUUGACUUCACUUACAAAUUUCCUUUCGUAUUGCAUCGGAAUGAUGGCUCCAUUUCCGUUCAUUCGAAUAUUUUGUUAUUAUACUACAACUUGCAUAAUUUUCAAUUUUCUAUAUCAGAUAACGUUCUUUGGAGGAUGUUUGGCGUUGAGUGGCUACAGAGAAAAGAAAAACCUUCGUUCCAGAGAAUUUAACUGUGAACAAAGUGAAGAAUAUCCGAAGGAAAAUAAAAAUACUACACAAGAAGAAUUUACUAUGGCCGUUAUAAGAGAUUCAUUAGGAAAAAUAUUAUCGAAUCCACUGGUGAGGAUAAUUAUUAUUAUAAUCUAUAUCAUUAAUUUAUCAUUCGGAAUUUGGGGCACAGUUUACAUCAAUAAAGGAAUUAAGUAUGAAACGUUGUUUUCUGAAGGAUCUUUAGUUAGAGAAAGCUUCAAGAUUAAUUUAAAAUACUUUAUGCGUUACUCUUAUCCCUUUCACAUAAUUAUUAAUGAAACGUUGGAUUACUCAGAUAUAAAGGUACAGAAAUCGAUAGAAAAUCUGUUGACAAAAUUCGAGAAACAUCCAAAUAUUGCCGGAGAAUUCACUUUGUCUUGGUUAAAAUUCUACAAAGAAUUUCAGAAAAGUCACGUUGCGAAAUUUUCAUUACAAGGGUACAAUAUGUCAAAUAAGCAAGACUUCAUCGAUGGGCUUCGCGACGUAUUUUUCAAUAUCAGAGCAGCCAAGUCACUCUCUAAUGACGUUGUCUUUAACAGCAACGAAACUGAUAUCAUAUACAGUAGAUUUUUUAUUAUGGGAAAAGAUUUAAAUUCUUCAUACACAGAAAGAGAUACAUUAAGAGAUUUAUUGAAAAUUGCUGAUGAGUCCGAAAUUUCUAUACUGGUGCAUUGUGUUAAAUCAGGUCUGAUUGAACAAGGGAUCAUCAUUGGACAAAUGAUUCACCAGUUGUUUUUCAUUAGUGCUAUAAUAACAACAGCAGUUUUUCUAUUGUUUGUACUAAAUUUGUUAGUGGCAAUUAUUGUUGCAAUAUCUGUGGUAUCUCUAAUAGUAGAAACUUUAGGUUACAUGUCGUUAUGGGGUGUGAACUUGGAUAUUAUAUCAAUGAUGAGCCUUAUUCUGUGUGUGGGAUUCAGCGUGAAUUAUCCUGCUCAUAUUUCGUAUGCUUAUGUCAUGUCACAAUGCAAAACACCGAAUGAAAGAUUAAAAGAUUCUUUGUAUCGUAUAGGCUUUCCAAUACUUCAAGGAUCAUUAACCACGGGGUUAGGCAUAUUGAUAUUGUAUUCUGAUGUAUAUUUUCUUAGCACGAUUGCGAAAGUUGUAAUCCUUGUUGCUUUACAAACCGCUUUUCAUGCGUUAUUCUUUAUUCCUAUUGUUCUUUUUAUCAUUUAUACUACUUCAGAGAAGCUAAAAUUAAUUUAUUGUUAAAUUCAAAAUCAUAAUCUCAUUGUUAUUGACAUUAUUUUGUAAUUUUUAUCUUAGUAGUAUGAGAUAUUCAUGAACGAUUAGUAACUAUUUUUUCUGUAUUUAUGGAUGUUAGUGUCAGCGUACGAGUUGUCCGUUGUGUGUAUGUGUGUGUGAGAAUGUGGUUCUAUGUGUGUGCAUGUAAAAAAUGAGUUUGUUCCCCCAUUUGGAACUUAAUAUCUUCUUUUUAUUUUGCUGAAAUUUUGAAAUUUUGCUGAGAGGAUUAUGUAUUAGGUAAUGGAUGUUUUUAAAAUUUACGGUUAAGAGUCAAGGGAUUUGUGAGAUAGAAGUGAAAUUAUUUCGAGUAGGGUCAUAUUUAAUAAAGAUUUCACUCGUUAUUAGCAUUUACAAUUUUUUUAAAAACCCAUUCCUACCCUCAAAAUUAUGCUUUAAAUAUUUAAAAAUUUAUUUAACAACAAUAUUUAAAACUCCGUGUGGCUCCAUUUCUUAUUGCAUAUUUUUAGAAAACUUUUUAUAUAAUUGUUCAUUCUACAAUGACAAGAAGCUUAAUUUUAAGGGUAGGAAUGGGUUUUAAAUAAAAGUUAUGCAAUUCGUUGUUAGAAUGUUUAUCUUGUAUUAUUAUUUAACGUUACUUGAGCAGUUACAAUAUUUGAUAUUAAUAUUAUUUCUUGUAGUAACAAAUAUCAUAUUAUUGUGAAAAUAGUAAAAGAGUUGUAAAAUUAUGUUAAGCUGUUUUAUGUCAUUUAAUGAUGUGGAAAUUAAUAAAAUUAUGUGACGAAUAUACUCUCUGAAUAAUAAUAAAGAUGUUAAUGAAAGUUAUAAGAAAUGAAUUAAUAAAAUGGAAGCUGUAUUUCAGUAAUUCCCAGUAAAAAAUGUACGGUUUUUCAAUAACAAUGUACUACAUCCAUAACGGUAAUGCAAUUUCAUAUAUUUGUGAUUAUUUAAAUACCCUAUAUCAGUGUUUUCCAUCUUAUAUUUCUCGAAAUUAUCUCAUGUUUUUAGCGGUAAUAUUAAAUGUUUUUAAAAUUUUGAAUAAGCUGUUUUUAAAAAUAGUUUAAUUUAACUUUAC